Messenger RNA from Daktulosphaira vitifoliae (grape phylloxera), 1931 nucleotides. RefSeq names its product probable cytochrome P450 6a14. The record is from RefSeq and is a predicted model, not a curated record. Lineage: Eukaryota; Metazoa; Arthropoda; Insecta; Hemiptera; Phylloxeridae. The transcript has 2 exons. Gene Ontology annotation, molecular function: monooxygenase activity; heme binding; oxidoreductase activity, acting on paired donors, with incorporation or reduction of molecular oxygen. Bases 132 to 1046 code for a protein of 304 amino acids.
AUCAGUAAGACUAUAAGUGGGAGCUCUCGUGUUUUGUUAAACAAGGCUACCAGUACACAGGAUGAUAUUUAAUUUUUGUCAGUUAUUAAUACUUCACUCUAAUAUAUGCAUGUGUUUUGCUAUAAAGUACAAUGUUCUCUUAUUUUAUUUCUGUUACUUAUUCUUUUUACAUUACAGUUACCCUACUUUUGAUUACAUUCUCUGCAUUUUAUUAUUAUUGUACUCGACAUUUUGAAUACUGGCAAAAAUUAAACGUACCAUUCAUACAGCCAAUUCCGAUUUUUGGAAAUUUGUUUAAAAUGGUCAUUGGAUCCUGUCAUUAUAAAGAUAUACUUGACGAAAUUUAUAGAUAUCGUGCUGAAGAGAAAUAUGUUGGGCUUUAUCAAAUGAUGGCGCCUACGCUAAUGGUACGUGACCCAGAGCUCAUUAAUAAUAUUCUUAUUAAAGAUUUUUCUCAUUUUACUGAUCGUGGUAUACCCGCUGACAUUGAAAACGCCCCUCUCCUUAACCAUUUAUUUUCAAUGGAAGGUGAACAGUGGAAAAUAAUGAGACGUAAUAUGAGUCCAGCUUUUACGUCACGAAUGUUGAGAAACAUGUAUGAUCAAAUUAAUGAAUGCAGUGAUGAAUUAAUUGCGCAUAUCAAUUUGAAGUUAAAUAAAAUCGAUACUAUUGAAAUAAAAAGAUUUAUUGGAAACUAUUCGACCGAUGUCAUUGGAACUUGUGUUUUUGGCUUAAAACUUAAUUCUAUAGCAAAUGAAAAUACUCCAUAUCGAAAUGCUAUUAAAGAAAUAUUUAACCCUUCCACGAAAACAAUAAUAAUUCAAUUACUUACAUUUUUAAGUCCAACAAUAAAAAAACUGCUAAAGCUUAAAGAUAUACCAACACAUAUCACAGAUUUUUUCGAAACAUCUUUUCGUGAUACGAUGAAGUAUAGAAAAGAAAACAAUAUUUUGAGGAAUGAUCUUGUACAAUGCCUAAUUGAUGCUAAUACAAAUUUAGUAAUAAAUAAAAUUGAGCCAACAGGUAAUUUUUUACAACUUAAUUAGUAGAGUUUUCUUUAUGAAGAAUCUAUAAUUUUUAUUUUUAUGUACAAUCAGUGAAGUCAAUAAAAAGUAUCAUAUAUAUUAAAUAUCUUUUCAAAUUUAGUACUAUAGUAAUCGUCUGUAUUCAGAUUUUUUCAAUCCACAAAAAAGUAGUAAAAUGUUCGUCUAUAUACGGUUAGGGAAGUUUUGAGGUCUUCUUCAAAUCUCCCGUACUGAAUACUUAGCUAUCGCUUUGGAUUGAGCUUAAACAACAUAAGGAAUACAUUGUUUACGUUGUAAAAUCAAAAAAAAAUAUUUUUAAUAAAGGGCGAUCCUAGAGAUAAUUUUUAGGAGUAUGGGAUGAAUUUUACCAACUUUUGAUAAUACAUUUGCCAACUGAAUUAUCUCAAUGAGUAAAAAUAUCGACAAUAUAUUUUGAAAGUAUUAACCAUGAAUGACUUUAAUAAACUUUUAGUGGGCUGAUGACCCCUUUAAUGAAAUCUUCUCUGUUAAUUCAACAGAAAAGAAGGUGUGUAACAUUUGGCACUUAUGAAAAUAAAAAUGUUUAUAAGAUUUGAAGCUUGAUUUUUAAGAGUUUAGGGAUUCAAUAAUAAAUAUAACUAACAAUAAAAAAACAACAGAGAGAUUAAAGUUGUAAAUUAAAGUUGUCAGAAACAUGAGAUAAUAAAAAAUGUCAUCAUUAUACUCAGUACAGUUUCAUAUUGACAAAGUUGGAAACGAUCAAGUUGAAAACAUUAUAAAUUGUUAUCCUCAAACAAAAAAACCUAACGUGUAUUACUAUGAAGACUAAUAUUUAAGAAAUUGUAGCUAUUUCUAAUAACCAUAAUAAAUGGUCAUAAAAACUAAAUUAUUAUAGAAAUAAUAAAGAAAAUAAAUAAAUAUAACAUG